Prunus persica (peach) is the source of this 518-nucleotide messenger RNA. Its product is annotated as NADH-ubiquinone oxidoreductase chain 3. Lineage: Eukaryota; Viridiplantae; Streptophyta; Magnoliopsida; Rosales; Rosaceae. Gene Ontology annotation, molecular function: NADH dehydrogenase (ubiquinone) activity. The record is from RefSeq and is a predicted model, not a curated record. Gene Ontology annotation, cellular component: NADH dehydrogenase complex.
CGCUAAGCUGACCACGAAAUUGUAGAAUUCUGACUUUUUUCCAUUAUGCCGCUUCGCGAGCAAGGAGCGAAAGAACCAAGUGGGCUGUGGUGAUGUUAGAAUUUGCACCUAUUUGUAUCUAUUUAGUGAUCAGUCUGCUAGUUUCUUUGAUCCCACUCGGUGUUCCUUUUCCAUUUGCUUCCAAUUGUUCAACCUAUCCAGAAAAAUUGUCGGCCAAUGAAUGUGGUUUCGAUCCUUUAGGUGAUGCCAGAAGUCAUUUCGACACAAUUUUAUUUAUUAUCCCUGAUCCGAAAGUAACCUUUUCCUUUCCUUGGGCAGUACCUUUCAACAAGAUUGAUCCGUUUGAAUCAUGAUCCAUGAUGGCCUUUUUAUUGAUUUCGACAAUUAGAUCUCUCUAUUUAUGGAAAAGGGGUGCUUCAGAUCGGGAGUAAUCACUAGUGAUAGAGCAAAAAUAGGGGGGAAGGACAAAGGAAAGAGCGACACCCACAUUAAAUCAAUUGAUUCGUCAUGGUAGAGAA